Podarcis muralis (Common wall lizard) is the source of this 5125-nucleotide messenger RNA. The record is from RefSeq and is a predicted model, not a curated record. NCBI's taxonomy places the organism in Eukaryota, Metazoa, Chordata, Lepidosauria, Squamata, Lacertidae.
UGCGAGGCGGAGGAGAAGCUGAGCGCGGCUUCCUUGAGUAGGGGAGCUAUUCAAUAAUAAGGAUAAUAAUAGCAAUAAGAGGAAUAAUUCUAUUUUGUUGUACGCAGCUAAGUUCCUCUCAGACUUUCCCCCUCCAGUGUCAUGUCAUGAAGACCUUAUAAUUGGAAAACUAGAAGUGAUUGCAUAUCACUUGGGGGGGGGGAAUACUGCAUGAAAUGGAGAAAGAAACUGGAGAAAUAUCUGGACACCCAAGAACAAAAUUAGACAACCAUAACCAGAUUUGCAGCAUCUCUUGGUUCAGUGCCUGCCUACAGGAAACGCUAUUGCCUGGAAAGCCAUGGCAUAAGGUUUUGGAGAGAUUGGAAACUGCCUUCGCCGAUGAAAUAAAGGACAAGAUAAGAGACCCAAAGCAAAGAAAACUGGUUUUCAAUCUCCUUGGUCAGAGCUUUGUCAAAAGAUAUUUCAGUGACUGCCCUGUUCAGCCUGAUUCACUCUCCUCCACAGCCAUAAGUGAGAUCAAUGACACAAAGCUGGAAGAAGCUACAAGAGUCUGGCUACAGAAUCAGUCUUUGAAAGCGGCAGAAAGUAUUCACUGUCAUUUUCAUUCAGGUGCUGAGGCAGCCAGUCUGGCUCCUGAGAUGGUUCAUUUUCUUGACGACGUCUACAGUGUUGUAAUAGCCAAGAUGGAGUUGCUGUUGGCCACCUGUGGAGCCUGCCACAAGGCCCAUCUUGAAGGAAGUGCGCAAGGAGGUGAAGCUUUAUGUAAACUGCCCCAAUCAUCAAGGGACUCGGGAGAAACUUCCGUGGUUCUGCAGAGGCCCAAAUCCAUUGAGAGUAAAGACAUUUGUCUAGUCUUAUCCGAAAGACCAGCUUCUCAAGUCAAUGGAAACGGAGAAGACUUGCAGUUGCAUAUCAGACCUGAACUACACCCCCCUGUCCUUAGCUGUCCAGAGAGCGAUUUAUUAGGCGAUUUGCUCUGCGCCAUAGUCUCUCGAGGUUCCGAGAACAUGUCAGCGGCGUGUGAAAGUCUUAGUGGGAAACUGCUUCCUAGGACACUCCGGCAGUUCAUUUGGAUUGAUAAACUUCUGAGAGCCAGCUCUGGAAGCCCACAAACCAAAGAACUCAUGGCUACUGAGAGAGACGCCAGAGAGGACUUUGGGCAAACUGUAGCAUGGCGGAUGGCGGAACUGAAUCUCCGAAGUGCCACACGGUCACCUCUUUCAGGUCUUAUUGAAAAUGCAGUUGUAGAGAAAUAUAGAAGCGUUCCCUGCAUGCGUCCUUUUGCUACAAAUGAGCAGGUGAUUUUGGAGACCAGCAAAAGCUUAAAUGUCUUGUAUGUUUUCAACGGCACCUAUGACCCCUACCUCAUCUACUGGCUUUUCCCUCUGCAAAUGGCAUUUAAGCAAACAGCACCAAGAGCAGAACACCCCUAUGAAUUAGCCAUGUACCUGCAUUCUCUACACCAGAACCUAUUCCCAACUUGGGGGGAACUCUUUGUAACAGCGGAGUCAGUGAUGAGCCUUCUGGAGAGAGAAGAUGCUGAAUUCUUUGCUCACCUUCAUCGCGCUUUCAGAAAGAAUGUCACAGUUGACCCUAAGGAUUUCCUGGUGGAUUUGAUACUUCAGGAAAGAGGGAGAGCUCAAGGGAUCUGCGCGUUUGAAGAUGGAUUCCCAUCAAGACAAAACGGAACCAAAGAAAUACUGGCAAGCCCCAUGGUUUUCCUUAGGAAGUGGAUGGGAGAGGGGUUUGUCGGUGUCCUGAACUUGCCUGCUGUCUUGUUGAUCUGGGACCAGUUAUUCAUGAAAGACUGGAACCUGGAUGUGAUGCAGAAUUUCUGUGUCUCCGUCCUUCUGUUAUUAAAGGAUUCGUUCAUGGCAGCUGAUGACUACCCAGCAGUUCGACAAGUGUUUCUGUCUUCAGCCUCCCAGCUUCUCACAGCUGACAUUCAAAGGGCUUGGAUUCACUUACAGCAAGGGGGCUUGCCUGCUGAUGUUCCUGGGCUUAAUAGACUGAAUCAAAGGCCGCUUGUGGAUCUGUCUCCUCCGAGGCAUGGCUCAGCAGAAGCUGGAAAAAUGUGUCUGGACCCUGGGGAAAUCUCGCCAACUGGCGUGAAGGAUAUUUUAUUGACGGUAGUUUUACCAGUUCCUCGGGCUGAGACUCGCCACAGUGAGUCUCUCUUUAAAAAAUUUGAUCCCUCUGCUGUGAAGUUAACAGUUUCGGUGUUUUGUGGCCCUGAAAUGCUGCGUUCCAAGACAAGCUCUUUCAUCUCCUCCCUUCUGCGGAAAACCCAAGGAAAAACAGAAAUGGGAUUUACUCUUCAGUUCAGUGAAUCAUUUGCAUUUGAUUCCCUGGACCCAACAGCAUUCGUAGGCGUGCAGGACGCAAAACCUUACAUCUUGUUGAAGGUCACGUACAGUCCUAAAGGAACAGAUUCACUGGCUCUUGGGUGGCAAAAAGUGGAUGUGUUCCAGCAAGAAACUACAGGUUCUGGAAUGAUCUGGGCCCCUAGGGAAUUCUCACCAUGCGUGCCUCUGAAUCCUGGGGAAGUGCCUGAUGCUAUAAUGGAGUGUCCUUUCAGAGAGCUUCCCAAAGAUUUUGCAGAGGGCCAUUCAACGAUCCAGCUGACAGUGUAUGAUGUUGCCAACGAAAGACGGAGACUGCAAAGCCACCGCUUGAGGGAAGAAAGGCUCCAAGGACCCUCUUUUCUCUAUGCUCCUUGGGUCCCGCAUGAUCCCAGCAUCACGCUACCAAGUCCUCCAAGGAUCAGCCAGCCAUUUGAUCUCUAUAUAGAUGCCCUUCAUUAUAUACCUGAUAAUGCAACCAUCACAAAGGUAACAGGUCAUUUCAGGAAUACGGGCUUCAGCAAUCUGCACCCUUUUGUAGCAUUUCCUGUUCUUGAGAGCCCGUCUCGAAAUCCAGAAUUCCAGUACCGAGCAGCAAUAGAUGGAGGCAUUUCAAGUGGGAUGGAUAUCAACACUUGGCUUCUGUUUCAAGUUCAUACAGUUGACAUGGAUUCUGGAGACCUUGUUCUACUAGGAAGCUGUGCCAUCCACAUCUUUAAUGCUGAAGGAGAAUUAAAUGUGGGAGGGUUUCAACUGAAACUGAGAGCUGGCUUGCUGGAAGACGGACCCUCACCUCUUACCCCGUCUUCGCUGGAUCGCCAUACAGUUAUUCCUUGCUGUACUCUCCUUAUUCGACUCUUACCACAUGCUCAGGUUCCAGUGCCUCCCCCAAGUUACUUGGCAGGGUACUAUUUCACCGACGGAGCAAAACCCAACAGUUCAGAGCUGGAGAUCAUCUCAAGCUUUCAGAAGGACAGCGGCUUCCCAAACCUUGUGCUGGACAUGGCACUGCAGUUAACGAACAAGGAGCAAAGCAGAGUACUGCCCGAUCAGCUGAAAGCCUGGUGUGUAGAAAAGUUAAGCGAGAGAGGACAUUUGUCACCACGGCAUCCUCUGAAGUGCAUCGACAUACAUCGUGCGGUCCGUUAUUGGCAGGAAGCUGGAGUCCGUGUCCGAAUCAAGCAAGCGUUUGGGCUUAAAGCUGAUGGUUGCUAUGUGAAUGCACUGGCCAGAAUCCUUAAGGGGGCUGCAAGCACGCAGUUGCCUGAGUUGCCUCAACGCUGGGGAGGAGAAGAAACAUUCCUGGUGCAACAACUUGAUUUUUCAAGCCUGCAGAGAUCGCCCAAGUGGAUUGAUCCAUCUGUGGUUUUGCAUCCUUAUCUUGAUGAUCACAGCGUUCUGCUAAUCCAGAUCUACGGCUUGGAUGCUAUUUACACCCCGGAUCCGAGUGGACAGAGACCGGGCACAGUAGCGCCACGUUCUGGCCAGGCCAUCGAGCUCAACGAACAAUCCCAGCUGGGGUGGACAGUUCUUCCACUCUUUGACAGAAACUGCGUAGGAAGUGGGGUGCACAACACGCCUUUGUUUCAAGGGGUGCCGAGUCCUGAAUUUCUACAGGGCAUAACCACCCGACCUGUGAAGGAUGUCAUGUCUGAAGGUUUGCAGAAAAAGAGGCUCCGGCUUCUAGCCACGUACGGCAGUCUUGUUACCGAGGUGUGGGAUGGCCAUUACUUUGACGAUGAGCGGCAGGAGUUGCCGGUUCUCAAUGACCUCCUAUCUGUCGACAAAACAAGGAAAUUUUUGGCAGCUCGAGCCAGCAAGAGGGGCAAGGAAAUGUCACAGCUUGUUCUGAAAAUCCUGGAUAAAAAAACAAAAAAACUGGGUUGCACCAGCCUUGAAUAUCUGCAGCAAGAGGAUUUUUACAAGCAAACAAUGGGGGCCGUUUUUUACAAUGUUGUGGAAACAGCACUCAUGAAUGCAGGAUAUGGCCCACUGUGACUCAUCAUCUUUAACAGCGUCCGUGAAGGAAAGAGGAGUAUGGGAAGCUUAAUUCUGUGCGGCGGAACUGUGAAUCCAGGAAUGUGAGGAAGAAGAGAAAAUUUCCAUAGCAGUAGUUCGCCCUCACAUUUCCAGCACCCUUAAACUACAGUCCCCAAGAUUAUUUGAAAUGCGCAUUGAACAUGCUUUACAUGUAAUGUGUGGCUCUGUGUGUAUACACACACACACACACAAAUAAAUCUCAGACUCGCAAUCUGUGCAAUUUGUAAAAGAUUGCAAGAUGCAACAGAAUCCUUUGCAUGUCUGCCCAUAAAUAAGUCCCAACAAGUCCACUGGAACUGACUCCCAUAUAUAAGUGUGUAUGGGAUUGUGGCUUUAAUGUAGCAGUAAUGGUCUCCAGCGGCAAAAGCAAUUCUUUCUGCCUCCUUAACUCCCCAUGCUUAAAAUCAGCGUGCUUCAUUUACUAAUGGUUCAACAUGUUCCUUUGUUACAUUUCUGAUGAUAAAUGGGAGGUCUCUGGUUUCAGCAGGGGUGGUGAGAGAAGCUAUCUCAUUUAAUCAAUUGAAGUCAAUCUUGUAACCACGUUCUAUCCAUUGGGAAAUCUUAAAGGGGGGGGAGGAGAGAGAAGUAGGUUAUUCAGACAAGAAGGCUUGUGUCACAGUUUUGCUUCUGCAGCUCCUGAAGUGAUCAGAGGAAGGAGCGAUAAAGACUGUGUGAGGGGGGGGGGGAAUCCAGUCUGCUGCAGCUUGUUUAUCUGAAUACAGUGGUACCUCGGGUUAAGUACU